Molecule: messenger RNA, 4150 nt
Organism: Elgaria multicarinata webbii
Lineage: Eukaryota; Metazoa; Chordata; Lepidosauria; Squamata; Anguidae
Gene: SYMPK
Product: symplekin scaffold protein
Exons: 27
Coding region: 109-4035 (1308 amino acids)
Cellular component (GO): mRNA cleavage and polyadenylation specificity factor complex
Source: RefSeq, a predicted model, not a curated record
UCAACAUGGCGGUUUUGUGGAGGAGGCCCGGCUAAUUUUUCUUUUCUUUAAAGGCCUCGCUCUGAGUAGGUGGAUUUUGUCCGUUGAGUAGACCGAGCGUGGGUAGCCAUGGCAAACGUUGGCGGCAUGGGGGACCCUGGCCUCUCCCGGACGAGCAUCGCGUCCCAGUUCUUUGCUGGGGAGGAGACUACUGGCAUAGACACAAUGACUACCUCAGAGAGGGUUGUGGAUUUGCUAAACCAGGCUGCCUUAAUCAGCAAUGAAUCUAAAAUCACAAUCCUCAAGCAGGUCCAGGAAUUGAUUAUAAACAAGGACCCCACGUUGUUGGAUAAUUUCCUGGAUGAGAUCAUUGCUUUUCAGGCAGACAAGUCUGUGGAGGUGCGGAAGUUCGUCAUCGGGUUCAUAGAGGAAGCCUGCAAACGGGACACGGAGCUGCUGCUCAAGCUCAUUGCCAACCUAAACAUGCUGCUGAGGGACGAGAACGUCAACGUGGUGAAGAAGGCCAUCCUCGCCAUGACUCAGCUGUAUAAGGUGGCGCUGCAGUGGAUGGUGAAAUCCAGAGUGAUCAACGACAUGCAAGAGGCUUGCUGGGAAAUGGUGUCCGCCAUGGCCAGCGAAAUCAUCCAGCUCCUGGACUCCGAUAAUGACGGCAUCCGCACCCACGCCAUCAAGUUUGUGGAGGCCCUGAUCAUCACCCUCUCCCCCCGCAUGCCGGAGUCGGAGGUGCCCAAGCGUCACGAGAAUGACAUCAGCCUGGACCGCGUUCCCACGGAUCACACCUACAUAAAAUACAACGCUCUGUGGGAAGAAGGGAAGACAGCGCUGGCACAGCUGCUAAAGUUCAUGGUCCACCCGGCCAUCUCCAGCAUCAACCUGACCGCAGCACUGGGCUCCCUGGCCUCCAUCGCCCGCCAGCGGCCCAUGUUCAUGUCAGAGGUGAUCCAGGCCUACGAGACGCUGCAUGCCAACCUCCCUCCGACGCUGGCCAAGUCCCAGGUGAGCAGCGUGCGGAAGAACCUCAAGCUCCACCUGUUGAGUGUCCUGAAGCACCCGGCGUCCGUGGAGUUCCAGGCCCAGAUCACCACCCUGCUGAUGGACUUGGGGACCCAGCAGGCCGAAAUCACCCGCAACAUGCCCAACCUGAAGGAACUCCGCAAGCGCCCGCGGGACGAGAGCGAUCCCACCUUGAAGAAGAUGAAGAUUGAACCGUCCCUUGGAGAGGAUGACGAGGAUAAAGACCUGGAGCAGGUGGCCGUGCCAGCCCCCAAGCCUUCCAUGCAAGUCAGCCCGCAGUCGGACACCGACAUAACCGCCGAGUUUCUGCAGCCCCUUUUGACCCCGGAUAACGUGGCCAACCUGGUCCUCAUCAGCAUGGUAUACCUGCCUGAGAACAUGCCUGCUUCUUUCCAAGCUACCUAUACACCCGUGGAAUCGGCUGGCACAGAAGUCCAGAUCAAACACCUUGCCCGGCUAAUGGCUACCCAGAUGACGGCAGCUGGCCUGGGACCAGGUGUGGAGCAAAUCAAACAGGCCAAAGAGGCCAUAAAAGAAGAGAAAAUCGCCAAACCUGAAAGUGUGCUGAUCAAACGGCGCAUCUCCGCUCUCAACUCAGGCCAGGCCAUCUCGGUGGUGGGGGCUCAAAGCUCCACCUCCUCGGUUGUCGCUGAGCCAGGAGCUCCACAGGCCAAACGACGCCCAGAACCCAUCAUCCCCUCCACCCAGCCCAGGUUGGCCGGGGCCAGUGGCCGCAAGAAAAUCUUCCGCCUGAGCGAUGUGAUCAAGCCUCUUACAGACGUGCAGAAGGACAAGUUGAAGCUGGCGGCUGUGAAGCGGAUCUUGCGCUCCGAGAAGGCUGUGGCCUGCAGUGGGGCGGCCCACGCCCGGGUGAAGAUCCUCUCAUCCCUGGUGACCCAGUUUGAGGUCCCUCUAAAGAGAGAGGUCCUGGCCUUCGUUCUGGAUGACAUCCGCAGCCGGCUGGACCUGGCCUUUGCCUGGCUCUAUCAGGAGUACAACGCCUACCUGAGCCAAUACCCCACGGGCUCCCUCAACAACUACGACGAGUGUCUCAUCGGGUUGCUCUCCGGCCUUCAGGAGAAGCCUGACCAGAAAGAUGGGAUCUUCACCAAGGUUGUUCUUGAAGCCCCGCUCAUCACCGAGAGUGCCCUGGAAGUGAUCCGGAAGUACUGCGAAGAUGAGAGCCGGACGUACCUGGGCAUGUCGACUCUCCGGGACCUGAUUUUCAAGCGCCCAUCUAGACAGUUUGAAUAUCUGCACGUUCUCUUGGACCUCAGCUCCCAUGAGAAGGACAAGGUUCGCCAGCAAGCACUGCUUUUCAUUAAGCGGAUGUACGAGAAGGACCAGCUGCGGGAAUACGUGGAGAAGUUUGCCCUGAAUUACUUACAGCUCCUGGUCCACCCCAAUCCUCCCUCUGUCCUCUUUGGUGCUGACAAAGAUACAGAAGUGGCUGCUCCCUGGACAGAAGAGACCAUCAAGCACUGUCUCUAUCUCUACUUGGCCCUUCUUCCUCAGAACCACAAACUGAUCCACGAGCUGGCGUCUGUGUACACCGAGGCAAUUGCUGACAUCAAGCGCACCAUCCUCAGGGUGAUAGAGCAGCCGAUCCGUGGGAUGGGAAUGAAUUCCCAGGAGCUGCUCAAACUGGUUAAAAACUGCCCCAAAGGUGCAGAGACCUUGGUGACCCGGUGCCUGCACAGCCUGACAGAUAAAGUCCCUCCAUCUCCGGAGCUAGUGAAGCGAGUUCGAGAUCUGUACAACAAGAGGCUUCCGGACGUUCGAUUCCUGAUCCCUGUACUCAAUGGCUUGGAAAAGAAAGAGGUGAUCCAGGCCCUGCCGAAACUCAUCAAGCUGAACCCUAUCGUGGUGAAGGAGGUUUUCAACCGCCUGCUGGGAACGCAGCACGGUGAAGGCAACUCUGCCGUUUCUCCUCUGAAUCCUGGGGAAUUGCUGAUUGCCCUUCAUAACAUCGACUCCACCAAGUGUGACAUGAAGUCCAUCAUCAAAGCUACCAAUCUCUGCUUUGCUGAGCGCAAUGUAUACACGUCAGAGGUGCUGGCCGUGGUGAUGCAGCAGCUCAUGGAGCAGAAUCCGCUGCCCAUGCUCCUCAUGCGGACAGUGAUCCAGUCGCUGACCAUGUAUCCGCGCCUGGGCGGCUUUGUCAUGAACAUCCUUUCCCGCCUCAUCUUGAAGCAGGUGUGGAAGUACCCAAAAGUCUGGGAGGGCUUCAUCAAAUGCUGCCAGCGCACCAAGCCCCAGUCCUUCCAGGUGAUCCUCCAGCUGCCGCCCCAGCAGCUCAGCGCGGUCUUUGAGAAGUGUCCGGAGCUGCGGGAACCUCUGUUGGCCCACGUCCGCUCCUUCACCCCUCAUCAGCAAGCCCAUGUCCCCAAUUCCACCAUGGCCAUCCUGGAAGCCAGCAGCAAGCAAGACAUUGAAGGGAAGGAGCUGCAGCCGCUGGAGGAUGUGAGGGGCGCUCCCCCUCCCAGGACCAAGGCCCUGAGACGAGAGAGAGAGGAAGAAAUGGAGCUUCAGCCCCUCCUACCUCGUGUGUCCCAGGAUAUGAUUGCCCUGCGCCUGGCACAGGAAAAGGCCCUCAAGCGCCACCUGGAAGAGGAGCAGAAGCUGAAGCAGCAGCAGGCCCGUCCGGCAGCCCCCACCACCCCCACCCCACCCCCUGCCGAGGAGUCUGUGGACUUGCGCGAGGACGUCCCCGAGGCCGAGACGCCCACCAUCUUCAUCAGCAUGCAGGAAGAAGAUGAGAGCUUUGGUGGAGAUAGCUCCCUGUUGGAUUCCAGUCUGGAGGAGCCCUGGCCCAUCAAGGAACUGCAGAGUAAGGAAGGCCCAGCCAGUAGCAGCAGCUCAGAUGAGGGGUCAUCAAGCAAACUACCUGCAGUCAACCAAGCAAGCCCCUCACCAGAGGAGCCUGCAAAGGACAGCCAGCCAGCAGAGGCAAAGUCACCCAGCCCAUCGGAGGAGCAGCCAGAUCCCAGCAUAGAGGAAGACAAGAAAACAGACAACUGAUGAUUCAGAAGAGAAGAGGAUCCAAAGAAAAGGAUUGAGCAUAAAGAGACUGGGGGAGGGGCCAGAAAGAGAAAUGGCAAAGAUUAGAUUUCUAAAUUAAAAAAUUCAGAUCCCA